CCAGCUUCUCCCCUCGAAGCUACCUUCGACCUGUCACGAUUUUCGCGCGAGGUCGUUGAUCUGUUGAAGCAGCAAUCAGGCUGCCUCCUUCGAAUGGACGACUUUGCAGAUGCCUAUCAGCGUCACUACAAUCGGUCCUUCCAGGCUUCCGACUAUGCCACAGGUUUAGGAUGCAGACAUCCUGGAGGCUGUUCAGCGAAUUAUGGCUCCGACACAGAAAAUCUGCUUUCCAUGAUGCGUUGUGUAGACUCAUUUAUCCAGGUUUUGGACGAAACUUCCCUGCCCUGCUGUGAAGACGAGGAAAUCACAGACGGUCAAGAAUGCAAGCAGGUGAGUGAUGAGGAAGACGAGGAGGCGGAGAAAGACGACGAGGCUGAUGAACGGGAAAAGCAUAUAAUUGAAUUUACAGAAAAAUUGACUACUCAUCCAGCUACUGAUCAGAUGUCUCCUGAGUUGCCAAUCUCAUUUCAGGGCUCUUCGCUGCCCUGUGCGACUCCAUCGAAGUCAGUGGGGCCGGUGACAAGGGAGCCGAAUAUAGCGAAGAUUAUUACACUGACACACCAGGUGCAAAUGCGGCGGUUUGCCAACGAACUCGUCAAGGUUCUAAAGACACAAAUCAACAAGACUUGUCGGUUGGCGGACUACCCCAGCCUCUAUAAAAAGGUCUUCCGAAAGGUGAGCUAA
This is a messenger RNA of Protopolystoma xenopodis, 684 nucleotides long. The record is from the annotation of a GenBank genome assembly. NCBI's taxonomy places the organism in Eukaryota, Metazoa, Platyhelminthes, Monogenea, Polystomatidea, Polystomatidae.